GGGGGGCCUUGCGGCAGGGGAAGGGGACGGGGCGUACCAAGGGUGAUGUGGGCGGGGCCGGCGUUGCGCGAUGGACCCGGUUCUGCUCGCCGCCGCUGCCGUGCUGCUCGCCGUCCUUCUCUUCUUCGCCACCCGCCUCCGCGGCCAAGCCAGGGCAGCUGAUGAGGAGCAGCAGCAGAAUGUGGCAGCAGCAGCAGCAGCAGGGGCCAGGCCCCGGCCCCAGGAGGAGCAGCGGGCAGAGGGGAUGCCCCGGCGGCGCAGGAACAUGGGCACCAGGCUGAUGGCCCAGAGGAGAGCCCAGCAGGCAGAGCAGGGGCUGGAAGAGGAAGAGGAUGCUGAGGAGGUGCCAGAAUUUCAGGUGUCUGGGAAAAUUGGAGCAAAGAAGCAGAGGAAAUUAGAAGAGAAACAAGCCAGGAGAGCACAGAGAGAGGCUGAAGAAGCAGAGAGAGAAGAAAGGAGAAAACUCGAGUCAAAAAGAGAGGAGGAGAGGAGGAAAGAAGAGGAGAGGAUCCGUCUGGAGGAGGAGAGACAGGAAGAGGAAAAAAGGAAGGCAAAGGAAGAAGAGGAGAAGAGAGAAUAUGAAGAGUACCUGAAGCUGAAGGAGAGUUUUGUGGUUGAAGAGGAAGGGGUUGAAGAAUCAAUGACAGAGGAGCAGUCUCGCAGCUUUCUCAUGGAAUUCCUGGAAUAUGUCAAGAAAACCAAGGUUAUCCAGCUGGAGGACUUGGCUUCACAUCUGGGUUUAAGGACACAGGAUGCAAUUAACAGAAUCCAGGACCUGAUGGCAGAUGGCACCCUGACAGGUGUGAUUGAUGACAGGGGAAAGUUCAUCUACAUCACUGCAGAGGAGAUGGCAGCCGUGGCCCAGUACAUCAAGCAGCGAGGCCGAGUGUCCAUUGCAGAGCUGGCCCAGGCCAGCAACUCCCUCAUCAACCUCCAGCCUGACAGCAGAGCUGUGGCUCCCACCCUGGCCUGAGACACACACUGAGGAGUUGAACCUCUUAAUGAAUAAAGCACUUAAUUAAAAGCAAACGAGAAGCUCCCGGGGCCGUUGGUGGUGCCUGAAGGUAGAGUGAUGCUCUUUGGAAGCACCAGUGGCAAACUCAGAAGUUUUGCUUUUCCUUCUUUUAGAACUGCUUUUAAAUAGUGAAACUUGAUUGUACAAGAGGCUGGCCAGGAGCUCAAACGCUGCUGCACUUGUAGCCCAGGAGGAUCAGUAUUUUAUCCCCUGGCAGCCAGUCUGAUGUUGCUAUAAACCAGCUUUUUAUUGUUUGCAGAUUCUGAUGUCUGUAUCAAAUAAUUUGGGGUUGUUUGCAUUCAGGAUUCUCCAGGCUUGCUCUGCUCUAUGGAACUGUUGAACUUUGUGAUGGGCACAGCAUUGGCUGCUGUACCCAGAUUGGAUGGAAAGAGUAAAAAGGAAAUACUCUAAGUGUGUCUUUGUUCUUGCUGAAAUAUAUCCUGAAACUCUGGGAAGAAUGGUUGCUCUGUUCAAAAUUCCAGGGGCUAUUUCAGGAACCUUUGCUAUAUAAACAUGUUUUCUUUGGUUUAUGUAACAUAAAAAAGUUUGCUUGCAGACAAGCUGCAUCAUUUCCCUGGAGCCAAGAGACAGAAACCCCUCCAGGGAAGGGCUGAGUGGGCUCAUUUCUUUAUUCCUUGUGCAGGCCAGUCCUGCUGAUACCAACCAGAUCCUGGUGAUUCAUCCUUUGAAGUCAGAGCCAGCUCAGAGUGUCUGAAGGCCUCAGACACCCCCACCCCGUGGCCUCUGUGUUCUGCAGGUCUGGGGGUUUUUAAAUAGAAACUUCAGACACUCUGAGUCAUGCAAUUAAUGUUCCAAGUUAAUGAUUAUUAAUUGUAUGGGUCAGUGUAUUUCCUGCAUUAGAAUAUUUAUUUUUUCAAUCGUUCAUUCACUCUCCUUUCUGAAAUCAGCAGAAUUUAUGUGGAUAAACAGUAACUGGGGAGGACAAGAGGUUUUGUCCCUGCCAAACUUAGAGGUAACUUGAGCAGACUAAAAUCCACCUUAUCAGUGGGAUGAGACAGCAAUAAAACAAUGGAAGGAAACAUUUCCUUUUCAUCUCUGCACUGCUGCUGGAUGUCAGAGUGCAGGAGAGUGGAGUUGUUGGUGUGAAAGAUCAGCACAUCCUGAGUGCUGUGCAACCACAGCCAGCAGAGAGGUUAUUUAACAUUUGUAAAGUCUCUUACUUCAGGAUUGCAUAUUAAAUUUUUUAAAAAUAUUUGGGUUUGCCACUGUUUUUUGUUCUGUCCUAAACUAUUCUUGUAAUAAAAUCACCAAUAUUGAAAGAA
Molecule: messenger RNA, 2298 nt
Organism: Haemorhous mexicanus (house finch)
Lineage: Eukaryota; Metazoa; Chordata; Aves; Passeriformes; Fringillidae
Gene: DDRGK1
Product: DDRGK domain containing 1
Exons: 9
Coding region: 71-973 (300 amino acids)
Source: RefSeq, a predicted model, not a curated record